GUCACAUCUGUCACUCGUUUCGAUUGAAGAAAAAAAAAAAGAAACCUCGCAGCAGAGUAAAAACGCUUCCUCGUAAACAAGGCGCAGUUUUCCACCCCGACGGAGGAAAAGCCAUUUUCCUCGCGGCAGCGGAAUCCGUGUCCUUUUCCCAGCGCAUUGUGAACCGUGGUGACGGUAGUGCAGUGCAGUGAAAAUUCGCGGCUAGCAAGCAGAAACAUUCGCCACCAGCUCCGACAAGAUGGCGAUGUCCAAGACGACCAACACGUACAAUCGUCAAAAUUGGGAGGAUUCGGAAUUUCCCAUUCUGUGCCAGACGUGCCUCGGCGAUAAUCCGUACGUCCGGAUGAUUAAGGAGCGCUACGGAAAGGAGUGCAAAAUCUGCACCCGGCCGUUCACGAUCUUCCGGUGGUGUCCGGGUGCGCGGAUGCGCUUCAAGAAGACGGAGAUUUGCCAAACGUGCAGCAAGCUGAAGAACGUCUGCCAGACGUGUCUGCUGGAUCUGGAGUACGGUCUGCCGACGCAGGUUCGCGACGCGGCGCUCAAGAUUCAGGACAAGAUCCCGGAGAGCGAUGUCAACAAGGAGUAUUACAUUCAGACCAUCGAGGGUCAGCUGAAGGCGGCUGGGGAUAACACGGUGGCGGCGGGAGUCGUGGGCAAGUCGCUGGCCGCGAGCGACAUGUUGGCCAAGCUGGCUAGGACGGCGCCGUACUACAAGCGGAACUUGCCUCACAUUUGUUCGUUCUGGGUGAAGGGCGAGUGCAAACGUGGUGAAGAGUGUCCGUACCGGCACGACAAACCCGUCGAACCGGACGAUCCGCUGUCGGAGCAGAACAUUCGUGACCGUUACUACGGUCGGAACGAUCCGGUGGCGGAUAAGCUGAUGAAGCGCGCAGCAUCCAUUCCAACGCUGGACCCACCGGAGGAUAAAACCAUCACCACCUUGUACGUGGGUAAUCUCGGCGAGCACAUCACCGAGGUGGACAUUCGGGACAACUUCUACCAUUACGGCGAGAUCCGUUCGGUUUCGCUGGUCCCACGGCAGCAGUGCGCCUUCGUGCAGUACACCAAACGAUCGGCCGCCGAACUGGCCGCGGAGAAGACCUUCAACAAGCUGGUCCUCGGCGGCAAAAAGCUCACCAUCAAGUGGGCCCACUCGCAAGCCAAAUCUACCGCGUACGCCCAAAGUAGCGUGCCGCGGAACAAUCGAAUCUUCGACCCCGUUCCGGGACUGCCCGGCCAGCUGCCGAUGCCACCGAAUCCCAACGACUACUUCAACCUGCAAGCUUCGGAGAUGGCCGUUCUGCCGGCGGGUAUGAAAAUUCACCAGCUGCCACCGGGCUUGAUUCCGGGAGCGCCCACCGGAGGCUAUUACGGCCAACAGCAGCCGUCCGGUUCGGGGGCGUCCGCAGCUGCGGGCUCUUCUUCUCAGGUGCUGGUUCCACCGUCGUUGCCCAAUCCGGGCGGCAUGCAGCAGAUGCACUACCCAAGCCAGGAUCCGGCCCGGUUAGGUGCCCUCAAAAAGUAGUGGGAAGGUGUUUUUUUUUUCAUACAUAUGUAACAAUAAAGGAUAUCCAAUGACAAGUCA
Molecule: messenger RNA, 1585 nt
Organism: Culex quinquefasciatus (southern house mosquito)
Lineage: Eukaryota; Metazoa; Arthropoda; Insecta; Diptera; Culicidae
Product: pre-mRNA-splicing factor RBM22
Exons: 2
Coding region: 239-1525 (428 amino acids)
Cellular component (GO): U2-type catalytic step 2 spliceosome; Prp19 complex; U2-type catalytic step 1 spliceosome
Molecular function (GO): metal ion binding; U6 snRNA binding; pre-mRNA binding
Source: RefSeq, a predicted model, not a curated record